Kickxella alabastrina is the source of this 1883-nucleotide messenger RNA. Its product is annotated as armadillo-type protein. Lineage: Eukaryota; Fungi; Kickxellomycota; Kickxellomycetes; Kickxellales; Kickxellaceae. The transcript has a single exon. Bases 493 to 1719 code for a protein of 408 amino acids. Gene Ontology annotation, biological process: NLS-bearing protein import into nucleus. Gene Ontology annotation, cellular component: nucleus. The record is from RefSeq and is a predicted model, not a curated record. Gene Ontology annotation, molecular function: protein binding; nuclear import signal receptor activity.
AUUAAAAUAAAAAUAAAAAAUCUAUAGCAUCAAGUAUUGAAAAACACCUUUUUAUUAAACAAUUCAAUAGUUCAAUAGUUCAAGUUUUUUUUAAAAAAAGAUUAAAAAGUAUGCCUCCUCGGUUCAAAGAAUUGUACAAGCAGACACGGUCGUCAAAGGACAGUCGACAGAACCGACUUUUGCAGGAGGCGCAGCUAAGACGGUUGCAGAGGGAGCAAGUGUUUAUGGGCAAGCGACUGCGGCUGCGUAAUCCUCAAGACUCAGAGACGGAGUCUGAGUACGAGUUUACAGCAUCCGACAUGACGGGUAUUAUCAAGGGACUCGAGGCAAGUUGCAAAGCUUAUUUGGCUAUUAACGCUUCCCCCUUUUCCUUCUGCCUCUGAUAUUGUAAACACAUUCCGACAUACCAUUUUUUAUUGUGCACUCACCUCAAACAAAAAAAGCAUCUUUUAUUUUAUUUGACUAGUGUAGAGUAGCAAGCAUGAUGAGCGUAUGGAUGCGCUGCAGAACCUCAGUGGUAAGCUAGAGCAGCCAUCGGAGGAACUACGUGAGUUUGUCCUAGAGGGCAAGUGCAUUGAGCUUCUCAUUGGGUUUCUGACGCAAGCAGACGGCGACGAGAAGCUGCAGAGCCUCUGGUGUCUGACGAACAUUGCAGCGUCCGAGGGCCGGCUGGCAGAGCGAGUGCUGCCGGCAACGCCGCACCUCCUUCCGCUGCUGUCCAGCGACAUUGCGGAGCUAACGAACCAGGCGGCAUGGGCGCUGGGCAAUCUGGCAGCAGAGGGCGAGCAAAUGCGCGAGCAGCUAUAUGCCCUAGGCGCACUUGCGCCCUUGGUCAGCCUUCUGGGCACUCAGGACCCGGUUGUGCUGCAGACAGCGUGCUUUGCAGUAUCCAAUAUGGCGCGCAAGCCCUGCUCGUACUUCAGCAGGUUGUUUGAGUUGGACGUUCCACAGGUGGCGGCCAAGCAGCUGAAGCGGUUUGCGAAUGACCCGGAGUGCGUGGCAGAGCUCGCCUGGGUAUUUGCGUACUUGACGGCCGCCAGCAGCGCGCAACAAGUCGACUGCGUCCUGGCAUCUGGCGCUGUUGAUGUUCUUUUGCAGUGCGCGGUGGAUGCAGCGGAUGGUGCGCCCGGCGCCCUGCUUAUUCCGAUCAUUCGCACCCUGGGAAACGUGGCUGCAGGCACUGACGCGCAGACGCACGCGCUAGUGACCAAGCCUGGGUUUGUUGCGCUGUUGGUCAAGUACAUCGAGUCGCGGGCGUCGCGCGCAGUGGAAAAAGAGACCCUUUGGGUGCUGUCCAGUGUAACUGCCGGGCGCAAAGAGGACGUCCACGCAAUGGUCAAUGCUAGCGUAGUGCCCGAUCUCGUGCGUAUCAUCGAGACGCAGGACUAUGAUAUUAAGAAGGAGGCGGCAUUCAGCUUGCUGAAUAUUGCGCUUGUCGGGGAGUGCCUUGAGGACUUGCCUAAUGAGCGAUUGGUGAGGGAGUUUGUGGGCUUUUUGCGCAGUCAGGAUCCCCAGCUCGUGCGCAUGGGGGUGCAGUUUAUUGCGCUGGUGGCGGAUGAUUUGGACGGCGGUUUGGGUGUGCUGAGGCGCGUCGAGGGCGCGAUUGAUGCGCUGGAAAACCUAGUUGCGGUCACGGAGGAUGACGACACCCGCGCGAUGGUGUCGGCGCUGAUCGACCGGUACUACGGCGAAGACGCAGAGGCGGCGAUCGUGCAGUGAUUGAAAAGCGAAGGGAAGGGGGAGAGAUAAAGGGGGUAAGGGCGUGUGACUUUGUGAUUAUCUUAUGCAAGAUAACAGAACCGUGGGGAAGAAAUGGCUGGAGGCAAUGAAGCCAGUGCUUGAUAAAUAAUUUCAGGAUAGGUUUCUCGGUCCCCUUUUCCAUU